CAUGCUCGGUGCGCGGCGGGACCGGAGGAGCGGCUUCCAGACAUCCGCGCAUGCUCAGCCUCGGCCGGUAGGGCCGGCCUCCGGAGGUCUGCGCAUGCUCGGUGCGCGCCGGGGCCGAAGGGCCGACGUCCGAGCAUCCACGGUACUUGCAUAUAUGUGUAUAUGUUUGGGAGAACCCAGGUUUCGCUCAGAUUCUGUCCGUUUGCCUUUCAACCCGGUGUCCGUUGGUGGUGCCAGCCAGAAUCUGAGGUGGCUCAGACCUGAGCAACUGACGUGUUCACUGGACACACAGACAUUGGACACCCUCCCAUCCAGCACCCUGGAGGAAUCAGCGAGCCUUGCUGGGCGCCAGCCCUCUCUGGAGCAACCGCAGAGACGUCCCAGGAACAACCGUCCACCCACACCCCACCCAUCAACCGGAUGGAUCCUGAUCAGAGGAGCAAGACACCAGCCUCAACGAGAGGAGGCAGAAGGGAGUCCAGUUGUGCCCCAUUCGUCAGGCUACCGCCCGAGGCCCAACAUCACCACCUGGAGUGCCCAGCCCGGGAUCAGGAGGAGGAAGCGGCCACGGAGAGCAGAGGAAGUGGACCCUCGUCCCGAGCUCCCUCAAGGGAUACCUACCAUGAGGGCAAACUAUGAGGCCUUCGUGCAGCUGAUGGAUGACUCACUGGUGCGGAGGUUUCUGAAGUUAGACAAAUAUUUCAUGAUGUCAGAUAAGUACAUGCUGUCGAUGGUCGUCGUCUACUUUAUCCGUGCUGCCCGCCCGACGUGGCAGUUUAAGCGGUUCCAUUUCUUCCUGGCCCUCUACCUGGCAAAUGGCAUAGAGCAGAAUGUGUUCGUCAUGAAGAAGGCCAUGUUACCAUUCGCUUUCAGGCACAAGGUGAGAAGGAAGGAGCGCAACAUCUUCCGUUGUCUGCUGAUGAAGUUCUUCGAGGCCAUAGGCGGCGAAGCAUGGGUGUCACCCGAAGAGUGUGAGGAGAUCAUGGACCAGGACCCCUUCUACUGGGGCUGGUGUCGGGACCGCAUCCUGUUCAGUACGCCAGUCAGCUGGGGGAACGAGGACAACAGAGUCGGGUAUGGCGGUGCAGAGAAUCUGGGGCUCAGAUGGGUAGCUGCCCAAGCAGUAUUAGGGCAAUGCCCCCUUAGUGUCCUUCACCUCCCCCCAACCCCAGCCACCCUGUCUGUCAUGGGGAACAGCCACAGCCAUGGGGAACAGUCUGUCGGCAGAGGUGGGGGGUCCCAUGCCAGUAGACCCUGCCCAUGCUCUGUGACUUAGCCAGAAUCCCAGUUUAAGCUCGAUGGACUGGGAUGUGGUGUCCCCCUCACGGACCUGGAAGAGGGGGUGGGGAGAUGUUUUCUUAAUUCCCAGGAGGGCAGUGGAUGGUAGGGGUCAGGGGAGGGACUAUCCACUCCUAGGAUGCCUUCAGCCUCCCCUGCCUCAUGUUCCCAGCAGCUGAAGGAAAGUCAGGGGCCAGCAGGGACAGAUGUGGGCCUGGAAGCAAAGGAAUGGACAGUGGGCCUAGGGGUGAGGAGAAAGGAGGGGGAAGGGUAGUUGGCAGGUUGCUAGGGGCCAUUAUGGGA
This is a messenger RNA of Tachyglossus aculeatus (Australian echidna), 1581 nucleotides long. RefSeq lists its product as uncharacterized. The transcript is spliced from 9 exons. Gene Ontology annotation, biological process: positive regulation of cyclin-dependent protein serine/threonine kinase activity. The record is from RefSeq and is a predicted model, not a curated record. Bases 2 to 1276 code for a protein of 424 amino acids. Gene Ontology annotation, molecular function: protein kinase binding. NCBI's taxonomy places the organism in Eukaryota, Metazoa, Chordata, Mammalia, Monotremata, Tachyglossidae.